Molecule: messenger RNA, 4507 nt
Organism: Amphibalanus amphitrite
Lineage: Eukaryota; Metazoa; Arthropoda; Thecostraca; Balanomorpha; Balanidae
Product: WD repeat-containing protein 44-like
Exons: 20
Coding region: 104-3490 (1128 amino acids)
Molecular function (GO): protein binding
Source: RefSeq, a predicted model, not a curated record
UUCUCACUUCUCAGAAUAUAUCAGUUUGUACCAGGUGAGGUGCUCGUUUUUUAAAUAGGUAAUUCACUUCAAUUUCCCACGUGCGAAAGUUGAAGCAAACUCGAUGUCUACAGGCUUCAGUCUACAAGUGGAUUCUUGUUUGUCAGAUUCAGCAAUCAUGUCUUCUGAGAGUGAAGUUGAUGAUUUCUUUGAUGCAAUGGAUGAGUCACCAGGAGGCAAAUCACAAACACUGAAAGCCAGCAGGCCAGUGAUUGCAGCCCAGGUUUCUUCAGACUCCAUCGAUGACUCCUCAGAGUCCACAUCAGGAUCCAAGUCGACUGAGGCAGCAGUGGCGGCCACGCCGGCCGAGGCAGCGGCUGAGCUGGAGGCACGCCGCACCAAGCUGCGCCGGCUGCGGAAGUGCGUCACUGGUGACGAAGAGGUGGCCGAACCGCCGUCACCGCACGGCUCGCAGACCGACUCUGUCGAAGGUGUGGCGGCGCGCAGCAGCCACCCGUUCCGUAAGGUGGAGCACGACGCCCAGUCGAUGGUCAGCCAGAUGUCACUGGGAAAGGUGGGACGCAUCAUGGCCGGACUGGACGACAUUGACGGGCCGGCCGGCCGGCCACCGUCAGCCGCCGCCAGCAGCACGCCGCCGCCGGCCGCCGACGCCGCCCCCGCCCCCGCCCCCGCCCAGGCCGACGUGCCGCCGCAAGCACAGCGGGCUGCCGCGGAGUUGAUGCCGCCACCUCCCGCUCCACCGCCGCCACCACCAGAGGCGGAGCGAGAAGCAGGGCCACCGCCGGUGGCCGCUCAGCCCCCGGCGGAGCCCGUGCCGCCCUCCCCUCCGCCACCGCCGCUGCCGCUGCCAGUACCCGACAUCGUCUCCAGUGUGAAACUCGCCGGUCCCCGGCCGGCCUCCCCGCCUCCCCCUCCUCCUCCGCUGCUCCCGCCGCCUCCGCAGGACUCUGCCGCUCCUCCGGUGGCGCCGCCGCGCCGCAGGAAGAAGCGACCCCCGCAGGAUGGCGCGCGCGACUCUGCCAGCUCCCUGGGCUCGGCUCCGCCCGAGGAGCCGCCGCGGGAGCCUCCACGGGAGCCGGCUCCGGCGCGGCCCCGGGCCAGCCCGCCCCCGGUGCGGCGCGGUCCGGAGCUGCGUCCUCCCCACUCGGCCACGGGAAGUCUCCGGCAGCGGCGGCGCGGUCUCACCGACCGGCGGGCCCAGCUGACGCCCGACCGUGACCAGGAGUUCUCGCUGGAUAUCCGCUCGGCCACCAAGGGGCAGUACGUGGUCAAACCGCAGGACGAGGAGAGCACGCGGGCGCCAGUGGUGACGGUCAUGGACCGCCUGGACGUGAUCUCGGUGCAGUCGGACGCGUCCAGUAUCGCCGACAGCGUGGCAUCCUCGUACCCGGGCGCAAACAUGCAGCGGCUCGAUGAGGUGAAAGAAGCUCAAGAGUUCUUGAGGUCACAUGAGAUCCAGACCAAUAUUUUCGUAAAAACGAAAACGGACUCGGGGCGACCUUUAACUGACAAGGAAAUCCUGGACCAGGUGUCCGUUCUGAACCUGGACACUGGGGAGCGGAUCCCGCUGUCGGUCGCCGAGGAGAAGCUGCCCGCCUGCAUCAACCCGCUCUCCCUUCAGAUCAUGCGCAUGACGUCAGAGUACAUCAGGGAGCCUGACCCGGUGCCGGACAGCCCGCCGUGGCCGGUGCCCCAGCGGCGGCGGCGCCGGCCGCCCGGCUGUGUCUGUAGCCUCAGCCUCAACAUGUAUGUCUGCGCGUGCGGUCACGCACCGUGGCCCGCUGCAGACGGCGCCCCUCCUCACGAUGAGAACCUCCCGGCGCCCGCGGAUGAUACCACGUCGAGCCUGGAGAAGGACGGCUCUGAUGACGACAAGAAGAGUCUGGUGAUACCGCCGGCCGAGGAACAGGUGGAGCAGGGAGGCGUCCGCAAAAAGACGGCCCAGUUCCGCCGCUUCCUGGGCCGUACGGUGAACAAGGCACGCGACCGCGCCGAGGUGAUCGCGCAGAAAAUGUCGCACGUGCGCCACCGAGAGGAGCGCGACGCGUUCGAGUCGCUCGACGGCGUGGCGGACGCACACACCGUCAUCAGAGUGCCGAUGAAGGCAUCCAGCAGCCACAAGGGUCCGUACGAGUUCGAUCAGCUGCUGUUCGUGCAGGACUUCAAGAGCGAACACAUCGGACCCGUCUGGUGUAUGAAGUUCUCCGCCUGCGGCAGGCUGCUGGCCACCGCGGGUCAGGACCACGUCCUGCGGGUGUGGGUACUCAAGUCGGCCUACCACUACUUCUGCGACAUGCGCACCAAGUACUCGGCCGAGAAGGUGUCGCCCACGCCGUCACAGGAGUCUCUGGUGUCGCACCACUCGUCCGAGGAGCCGCUGGCCUCGGUUGACGCCACUUGCGAGGAGGAGGCCUACGCUCCCUUCAUGUCACGACCGCUCUGCAAAUACACGGGUCACACGGCCGACCUGCUGGACAUCAGCUGGUCAAAGAACUACUUUAUUCUGUCGUCGUCAAUGGACAAAACGGUGCGUCUGUGGCACAUAUCGCGUAAGGAGUGUCUCUGCUGCUUCCAGCACAUCGAGUUUGUCACCGCCAUCGCCUUCCACCCGAAGGACGAUCGCUACUUCUUGUCCGGCUCGUUGGACGGAAAGCUGCGGCUCUGGAACAUUCCCGACAAGAAGGUGGCGCUCUGGAACGAGCUGGAUGGCCAGGCCAAGCUGAUCACCGCCGCCAACUUCUGUCAGGGCGGUCGGUUCGCGGUGGUGGGAUCGUACGACGGCCGGUGUCUGUUCUACUCUACCGACCAGCUGAAGUACCAUACCCAGAUCCACGUGCGUUCCACCCGAGGGAAGAACGCUCGCGGACGGAAGAUCAGCGGCAUCGAGCCCAUGCCCGGCGAGGAUAAGAUUCUGGUGACGUCCAACGACAGCCGUAUUCGUCUGUACGACCUGCGCGACCUCAACCUGUCGUGCAAGUACAAGGGCUUCACAAACACCAGCAGUCAGAUCCGCGGCAGCUUCAGUCACGACGGCAAGUACAUCGUGGUGGGUUCCGAAAACCAGUGCGUCUACAUCUGGAAAACCCACCACGACUACUCAAAGUUCUCGUCGGCGCGGCGCGACCGGAACGACUUCUGGGAGGGAAUUAAGGCUCACGAGGCGCAGGUGACGUGCGCUCUGUUCGCGCCUCACCCAGACCUCAUCUUCUCCCACGUUGACGGCGAGCUGACGCGGCUGGAACAGGAGCGGGGCGAGCGCGGGUCGCAGAGCUCGGCCAGCCCCGACCCGACGCCACCCGCCGAGGACGCCAAAAAGGACUCACUCGACAAGAAGUCGGUGGGGAGUGGCGGCACGUCCACCAUGGGUUACGUGCUCGUCACAGCCGACUUCAACGGCAUCAUCAAGGUGUUCCUGAACCGGACGCGGCCGAAACACAGCAGCCUGCCGGCCUCGGCGCUAAUGAGAGAGGCUCCGGCCACUCCGCGGUGAGGGGGCGCCCGGCUGGCGGCGGCGCUGAGCGGGGCCGGCGGCGACGGGGUCUGAUGGUGCUAUAUGAGUGUUUGGAAGUAUCACAACUGUCUCAUGCCCUUCCAUAGAUGGUGUGUGUGUGUGUGUGGAGAGGUAUCUGUUGGUCAGGUCUGAGUGCCCGGGUCUGAUGUGAGAUAAUCGAUUUUAUUUAUGCUAUACAUUGCACUGUGCUGAGUCAGAGCCAUAUAACAGCUGACGAAACAGCGUCAUUGUAGCCGGUGCUAUCUACCACAAACCACCACAUAUAACCUUAAAUCCUGUCAGAUCAUGACGUAUGCACGCGGUCUUUGAAUGUCUUCAGACUACAAUUAUGUGUGGUUUGCACACUGGGGACCAGAUAUGGGUGUAUCUCAGUUCGCUGCCGGUAGGCAUCAUUCGGUGGCCGGACAGGUUGUAAGAUACCUUAGCCGGAUCCCAGCCCGCCUCAUUGGGCUAGACGGCACCGAACAGUCCCUAUGGAGUCGGACAGAUGGAGCUCGCACCGUGUGGCCAGUCUCGCACAAUGGGAUGUGAGGAGCCGCGUCCUGUCAUGUGCGGGUGUGUGUUACACAGGGCUACGGGCUACAGUACGAAGUGUCUGGGUUCGUAGCUACGUCGCAUAUUGGGUGAUUAUACGUACUGCGAGUCCACAGGCUGAGCUUUACAUUGUGAUUGACAACUAUGCAGGCCGGUGAAUGGCGUACAGAGUUAUUUAUUCUUGUCAUUGUAUUUAGAUGCGCGAUACUGGGUUUGUAACGUCUAUGAACGCCGAAGACUGUACUGUAUCACUACCAUAGACGCGUAUUUAGAGUCGCGUACAAUGGUCCGCAGCUCAGUCAGUUCGGUGUGUCGAGUGCUCGGGACCAGGCACUAACCCUGCCGCACUGAGGCAUCCUAUUGUUUUCGCUAUGCCUUCUGUGACAAACAGAACGCUCCUCUAGUGAUCAUGAGCCCACCUGCUGUUGUGAUAUAUGCUUUGAAUAAAUAGAGCUGUUCUUA